This is a messenger RNA of Mercenaria mercenaria, 1422 nucleotides long. RefSeq lists its product as uncharacterized. NCBI's taxonomy places the organism in Eukaryota, Metazoa, Mollusca, Bivalvia, Venerida, Veneridae. Gene Ontology annotation, cellular component: membrane. The coding region runs from base 112 to 1077 and encodes 321 amino acids. The transcript has 2 exons. The record is from RefSeq and is a predicted model, not a curated record.
ACUGUAUCCUGUUAUAUGUACAUGUUGUGAUAUAACUAACAUCCUUGAGAUUUAGCUUUAUCUCAAGUAUGUAAUUUCAAAAUGUAAAAAAAAAAAUAUUUUUACGUACAUAUGAUUUGUCCGCGAACGCCGACGAAAAUAAUGUGCAGUGUUUUACGCAAGGAAUUUAAAUUGGCUCAUUUUAGCCUGUCGCACCACAGUAGAGAUGACUUUAUUUUUGCUCAGUGGCAAUGGAAGCAUGCUGUAUUCCAAGUGUACCGGGUAUCUAUUGCUCUCUACACAUCAGCGUUCAUUCUCUACAUACUUUCAACAGGGAUGAGCAAUGAUAUGGCAUAUCUCACCACGUGGACGUAUCUGGUGCUGACCUUUAAUUUUCUGUUUUCCGCUUUUAACGCAGUCUUUUACACGUGCAGAGGACACGUGGGCCAUCAGCACGAGUCGGAGUCAUUGGCGUUUGCAGAAAAUAGAUCCGGCGAACACACAUAUGGUUGUAUCUCAAACGAAGAAAUGUCUGGCAGUGUCAAUUUACAGAAAACCAACAGAAGUGAAAUAUCACCUAGUAGAGAUGCUCAUGACAAUGUUAACAAUGGACAUAUACCAAGUUAUCCCAACCAGGAAGGCACCAGCUCAACAAAUCAUGAUGUAAUUACAAUACCAAUGAAAGCAGCAUGGGUUCUUGGAAAUACUUUGCAAGUGUUUGCAAUAAUUGUCUCUCUUGUUUACUUUAUAGUCCUUUAUCCUGCCAUAGGUCACACGAGUUUCUGGGAUAUCAACUUGCAUGGUGUUAACUCGUUUCUUGUCAUAAUUGACACGUGCAUUUCUGCGAGACCAGUCCGUUUGUUACACCUAAUUCACCCAUUGAUUUACGGCAUGUGCUAUGUUAUAUUCAGCGCCAUCUACUGGAGUUUUGAUCACGUGAAUAAUGUAUUAUAUCCGGGUGUACUUGAUUGGAACUAUCCCGGAACUACUUUCAUAUGGAUUGUGGCCUUAGCACUUGUUGUUGCCCCUUUAUUACAGUUGAUAUAUUUUGGUGCCUACCGUUUAAGACUGAAUAUUUACCACCGCUACAUACUCUGAAUGCACAAUUGCACAGAGAACAUUAAAAAACAGUUACACCCUGAUCAAACCAGUUUGGCAGGGAUUGGGUAUACGGAGGGAAGUUGUUUGGUGGAUGCGGGGAGAUGUUGUGGCGAGCGGUUUGUUUGAGAAUGUACUGGACUCACAUUUGCCCCGUUCUUUGGUGUUUUCUUGAAACUCUAUACAAAAACAGAUGAUAAAUAGAACUAUAGCCUUGUUUUGCAUUUUUAUAAAACGAUUUUAUAUCUUUGCCUAUUUUUUCACCGUUUAAUAAAUUGAAAUUAAAAAACGAAACUUAAUACAGUGAUGAACAGUUAUAUUUGCGUAGUCCUGAGUGCUUAUGGU